AUGGCCGACACUGAAGAUACCGGCGGUCCAUCCGUCUCGGAGCCCCUGGAUCUCGUUCGCCUCUCCCUCGAUGAGACCGUCUUCGUGAAGCUGCGCGGUGACCGUGAACUUAAGGGCCGCCUUCACGCCUACGACAGUCACUGCAACCUAGUUCUCGGCGACGUGGAAGAGACAAUCUAUGUGGUGGAAGAAGAUGAGAACGAAGAGGAGAUUUUGCGGACAAUCAAGAAACAAGAAGAGAUGCUUUUCGUGCGAGGAGACUCCGUCGUUUUGAUCUCCCCCCAGGCAUGA
This is a messenger RNA of Penicillium hordei, 291 nucleotides long. RefSeq names its product U4/U6-U5 snRNP complex subunit LSM3. The transcript has 4 exons. Bases 1 to 291 code for a protein of 96 amino acids. Gene Ontology annotation, molecular function: RNA binding. NCBI's taxonomy places the organism in Eukaryota, Fungi, Ascomycota, Eurotiomycetes, Eurotiales, Aspergillaceae. The record is from RefSeq and is a predicted model, not a curated record. Gene Ontology annotation, biological process: P-body assembly; mRNA splicing, via spliceosome. Gene Ontology annotation, cellular component: P-body; U4/U6 x U5 tri-snRNP complex; precatalytic spliceosome.